Molecule: messenger RNA, 1008 nt
Organism: Arabidopsis thaliana (thale cress)
Lineage: Eukaryota; Viridiplantae; Streptophyta; Magnoliopsida; Brassicales; Brassicaceae
Product: Rubredoxin-like superfamily protein
Exons: 5
Coding region: 401-571 (56 amino acids)
Biological process (GO): mitochondrial electron transport, cytochrome c to oxygen
Cellular component (GO): mitochondrial envelope; respiratory chain complex IV
Source: RefSeq, marked reviewed
UUUAUUGGUUCUUUAUAUACUUAUUUCUAAAAAAAUAUCAAGAUAGAUUUUUCUUUGCUUGUAUAAUUUAUCGUUAAAAAUGUGAUAAUUCUUGUAGUUAAGACCACAUUUUUUGUUUCUUCCUAUAGUUAUGAUUUUAAAAAAUUCCUAGAGUUCAGUAAAUUUCAUCCAGUUACUGAACCUUAGAUUCGCAUGUGCGAGUGUCUCACACGUGCCAAGUCAAAUCGAAAUUGAACAAUUCUCCCACAAAGGUGAGUGAUAAGCUCGGGACUUAUCUCUUAAACUAAACAACGUAAAAACAUAAGAAAAACAGAGUAAAUAAAGUAAUGCGCCGAUCGUCGACGGAGAGUAUGAGAUGAGAAGAGAAAUUGAUAUUGAUAUUGUUUGAUAUCUACUGUAGAUGAUUCGUCUUGACAAAGAGGAAGGAGGCUGCUUGACAUCGACCACCCUGAAAGUCCUUUUGGUACAAAGGAAUCUCCUGCUGUCGUACAGUCCUACUUUGACAAGAGAAAUAUCGGAUGCCGUGGUGGUGAAGGCGAGGAUGGACACGACGUCGUUUGGUUCUGGCUAGAUAAAGGAAAGUCAUUUGAAUGUCCAGUGUGCUCCCAAUACUUUGAGCACGGACCACCAGACGGUCAUGGUGACGAUGAAGACCACCACCAUUGAUUCCGGUCUUUUCUUAACGGCGAAAUGUUUUCUUCUAUUGUAGUGAGUGGAAUAAAUAUUUCUCGUUGGUGAAAACACUUAAAUAUGUUUUUUUUGAUCCUCGAGAAGACACCACCACUUUAUUUGCCUCAGGCUCUAACCCUUUUUGCUUUCUUGAGACUUUUGUUUUUAUGAAUGAUUCUCGAGUCAGAAUCAUUCUUCUUUUUUUGAAUUAUAUAAUAUAUAGUUUUUGGUGUUCACGGUGUGUAUGUUUUGUGGUAAAAAGUAAAAGCCUAGAGAAUGUUCUUCCCCCCUUUAAUCCAAAUUGGCUUGUCGUCGAUGUCGACGUACCGAUUUUUUUCA